AUGGCGGUUUCGUCGAAGCUUUUCCCGGCCGCCGUCCUUCUCCUGCUUCUCCUCCUGGCCACAGAGAUGGGGCCUGUGCGGGAGGCGACGGCAUGCGAGCACGCUCCGUGCAAGAAGUGCACCGGAUCGUGCUUCGACCCGGAGGAGUGCGCCAUCACGUGCCGGAACGAGGGCUAUGACUCCGGCGACUGCACCGGCAGCGGAGCCUACCGCUGCACGUGCAGCAAGAAUUGCUAGCUAGCUAGUGCGUGAAGAACACACGAGUAGAAUAAAAAGGGAAUUACAGUUCUGUGCUACUCUAGUUUGUUCUUUUCUUUUUGACCUUGGAUUUUGUUGGAAGGUUCACACGAAUA
Triticum aestivum (bread wheat) is the source of this 353-nucleotide messenger RNA. Its product is annotated as defensin-like protein. The transcript has 2 exons. The record is from RefSeq and is a predicted model, not a curated record. The coding region runs from base 1 to 237 and encodes 78 amino acids. Lineage: Eukaryota; Viridiplantae; Streptophyta; Magnoliopsida; Poales; Poaceae.